AUGGAUGAGAGCUCCGUCUCUGCUUCACCUGUUCUAAUUCUCCAAAUGGCCGACAUCCUUAUCCUCGCCCUCUUCGCAGCCUCUAUCCUACGGCGUACAAAAUCAGUGGGUAAGGGUGGUGUCAUCACAUCUGUCGUUGUAUUAAAUGUCGCUGUCAGUUUCAUUCAGGAAUACAGUGCCGAGAAAACCAUGGAUUCCCUCCGAUCCCUAUCCUCACCCACCACAGUCGUCCCAACACGUUUCCUGGUACCGGGCGAUAUCGUUAACGUUCUGGUCAAGAGGGGUGAUGUCGUACCGGCAGAUCUCUGA
Molecule: messenger RNA, 309 nt
Organism: Marasmius oreades (fairy-ring Marasmius)
Lineage: Eukaryota; Fungi; Basidiomycota; Agaricomycetes; Agaricales; Marasmiaceae
Exons: 1
Coding region: 1-309 (102 amino acids)
Biological process (GO): calcium ion transmembrane transport; intracellular calcium ion homeostasis
Cellular component (GO): plasma membrane
Molecular function (GO): P-type calcium transporter activity
Source: RefSeq, a predicted model, not a curated record